UGCUGUGCACCCGGCUCCCAGGCUGCCCGGAGCUCCCGUCUCUCCCUAGAAUGGGGGAGAGUUCUGUGAGGGUCUCCCUUGCAAGUAACAGUUUGGUUCACGUUUACUUUUGAAGCGAAGGUGCUAAGAAUUCAUCUAUUCCUGGGUGUCCUGGAAUUAAAGGAUUGAAGAGAUCCCGCGGUACCUGCCCCAGGGCAAAUAGGAUUUACCAUUCGCUGGAUGAAGUGCCCGGGGAGUCCUUAAAUGCCAUAGCCAAGUGCCGUUUCAAAGAACAGAUGGUUUUGGAAAGUUCAUGCUGUUUCUUCACUGAAGUUUAGAAUGAUUGAAGAUAGUGGGAAAAGAGGAAAUACCAUGGCAGAAAGAAGACAGCUGUUUGCAGAGAUGAGAGCUCAAGAGCUGGAUCGAAUCCGACUCUCCACCUACAGAACAGCAUGCAAGCUCCGGUUUGUUCAGAAGAAAUGCAAUUUGCACCUGGUGGACAUCUGGAACGUCAUAGAAGCUCUGCGGGAAAAUGCGCUCAACAACCUGGACCCGAACACGGAACUCAGCGUGGCUCGCCUGGAGGCUGUGCUCUCCACCAUCUUUUACCAGCUCAACAAGCGGAUGCCCACCACGCACCAGAUCCACGUGGAGCAGUCCAUCGGCCUCCUGCUCAACUUCCUGCUGGCGGCCUUUGACCCGGAAGGCCAUGGCAAAAUUUCGGUAUUUGCUGUCAAAAUGGCUUUGGCCACAUUGUGCGGAGGGAAGAUCAUGGACAAAUUAAGAUAUAUUUUCUCAAUGAUUUCUGACUCCAGCGGGGUGAUGGUUUACGGGCGCUAUGACCAGUUCCUGCGGGAAGUCCUCAAACUGCCCACAGCGGUGUUUGAAGGGCCCUCGUUCGGUUACACGGAGCAGUCAGCCAGGUCCUGCUUCUCUCAGCAGAAAAAGGUCACGUUGAACGGUUUCUUGGACACGCUCAUGUCAGAUCCUCCCCCGCAGUGCCUGGUGUGGCUGCCCCUUCUGCAUCGACUGGCGAAUGUAGAGAAUGUCUUCCACCCGGUGGAGUGUUCCUUCUGCCACAGCGAGAGCAUGAUGGGAUUCCGCUACCGGUGCCAACAGUGUCACAACUACCAGCUCUGCCAGGACUGCUUCUGGAGGGGACAUGCUGGGGGUUCCCAUAGCAACCAGCACCAAAUGAAAGAGUACACGUCAUGGAAAUCACCAGCUAAGAAGCUAACGAACGCAUUAAGCAAGUCCCUGAGCUGUGCGUCCAGCCGUGAGCCUCUGCACCCCAUGUUCCCCGACCAGCCGGAGAAGCCGCUCAACUUGGCCCACAUCGUGCCACCCAGACCUGUAACCAGCAUGAAUGACACCCUGUUCUCCCACUCUGUCCCCUCCUCAGGAAGUCCAUUUAUCACCAGGAGCUCUCCUCCCAAGGACAGUGAAGUAGAGCAGAACAAACUGCUGGCUAGGGCUGCUCCGGCUUUUCUGAAGGGCAGAGGGAUCCAGUACAGCCUGAACGUGGCAGACAGGCUAGCUGAUGAACAUGUGCUCAUCGGGUUGUAUGUCAACAUGCUGCGGAGCAACCCCUCAUGUAUGCUGGAGAGCUCAAACCGGCUUGAUGAGGAACACAGGCUGAUCGCCAGGUACGCGGCAAGACUGGCGGCAGAGUCCACUUCGUCUCAGCCAGCUCAGCAGAGAGGCGCUCCUGACAUCUCCUUCACCAUCGACGCGAAUAAGCAGCAGAGGCAGCUCAUCGCAGAGCUGGAGAACAAGAACCGAGAAAUCUUACAGGAGAUCCAGCGGCUGCGGCUGGAGCACGAACAGGCCUCGCAGCCCACUCCGGAGAAGGCGCAGCAGAACCCCACUCUGCUGGCCGAGCUGCGGCUCCUCAGACAGCGCAAGGACGAGCUGGAGCAGAGGAUGUCCGCUCUGCAGGAGAGCCGGCGGGAGCUGAUGGUCCAGUUAGAAGGUCUCAUGAAGCUACUCAAGACCCAGGGGGCAGGCUCUCCUCGCUCCUCCCCCAGCCACACCAUCAGCAGGCCCAUCCCCAUGCCCGUGAGGUCCGCGUCCACCUGCUCCACCCCGGCCCACACGCCCCAGGACUCCCUCACGGGGGUAGGGGGAGACGUGCAGGAGGCGUUUGCACAAAGUUCAAGAAGAAACUUAAGGAAUGACUUGCUAGUGGCCGCAGAUUCCAUCACUAACACCAUGUCCUCUCUCGUGAAAGAGCUGAACUCCGAGGUGGGGAGUGAAACGGAGAGUAAUGUGGAUUCUGAGUUUGCAAGGACUCAGUUUGAGGACCUGGUCCCAUCGCCAACCUCGGAAAAGGCUUUUCUAGCGCAAAUCCACGCCCGGAAACCCGGGUACACGCACGGUGGAGCUGCCCCAAGCGCCAUGCGCAGCGAUGUGGUCACAGAAGAUGGGGAUCCCUAUGUGCGGCCCGAGGAGGAGAGCUACGAGAAUGACUCGGUCCGGCAGCUGGAGAACGAGCUCCAGAUGGAGGAGUACCUGAAACAGAAGCUGCAGGACGAGGCCUACCAGGUCAGCUUGCAAGGUUGAAUACAAUAUCCUUUUAUCACUCUCCUCUCAAGGGAAACGGCACAGAAACUUCUCCAACACCAGAUAUGCCCCCGAAGUUUUCCGUGGCCAUGUAGCCACAUCACAGUCCUUAAGAGCACCUGAGUCUGAGCCUCUCCAUCCCUUAAGAUUCAAUGGUCCAGGCUCACUCAGCACUUCCAGAGACGGGUCAGCUCCUUGGUCUU
This is a messenger RNA of Eptesicus fuscus (big brown bat), 2744 nucleotides long. RefSeq names its product dystrobrevin alpha (gene DTNA). The coding region runs from base 319 to 2541 and encodes 740 amino acids. The transcript is spliced from 23 exons. Gene Ontology annotation, cellular component: synapse; plasma membrane. Gene Ontology annotation, biological process: synaptic signaling. The record is from RefSeq and is a predicted model, not a curated record. NCBI's taxonomy places the organism in Eukaryota, Metazoa, Chordata, Mammalia, Chiroptera, Vespertilionidae. Gene Ontology annotation, molecular function: zinc ion binding.